This is a messenger RNA of Chara braunii, 2330 nucleotides long. The record is from the annotation of a GenBank genome assembly. NCBI's taxonomy places the organism in Eukaryota, Viridiplantae, Streptophyta, Charophyceae, Charales, Characeae.
GCGACCUCCAACCAGGCGGCACAGUUCAUUGAUUGGCUUGACUGAUUGAUUGACUGAUGGGUUGUGCUUGACUGAUUGAUUGGUUGAUUGAUUGGUUGAUUGGUUGAGUGACUGAUUGGUUGAUUGGUUGAUUGACUGACUGAUUGAUUGACUGAUGGGUUGUGGUUGACUGAUUGAUUGGUUGAUUGAUUGGUUGAUUGAUUGGUUGAUUGGUUGAGUGACUGAAUGGUUGAUUGGUUGAUUGACUGACUGAUUGAUCGAUUGAUUGAUUGGCUGACUGAUUGAUUGAUCGAUUGAUUGACUGAUUGUGGGCGCGCCAGGGCCAGGGCAGACAUAAUGGCGGGGGCAAACAGUUCUUCGUCAUAUUUCCAGAAGAUUAAGGUCGAUAACCCCAUCGUGGAGAUGGACGGCGACGAGAUGACCCGGAUUAUCUGGAAGAUGAUUAAGGAGAAGCUUAUUUAUCCUUUCCUGGAUCUUCCCAUCAAGUACUUCGACCUUGGCCUGGCUCAUCGCGACAAGACGGACGACAAAGUGACCAUUGAGAGCGCCGAAGCGACGCUCAAGUAUAACGUUGCCGUCAAGUGCGCCACCAUCACGCCCGACGAAAGCCGCGUCAAGGAAUACGGUCUGAAAAAGAUGUGGACCAGUCCCAACGGGACCAUCCGGAACAUUCUCAAUGGGACCAUCUUCCGGGAGCCCAUCAUUUGCAAGAACAUUCCUCGGGUCAUCCCUGGUUGGGAAAAGCCCAUUGCUAUAGGCAGGCAUGCUUUCGGCGACCAGUACCGGGCCGUGGACUCGGUCUUCCCCGAACCAGGUCAACUCAAAUUAAUGUUCGUACCUACGGACAAGUCCAAGCCGGCGGUGGAUUUCAAAGUGUACGAGUUUAAGGAUGGCGGCGGGGUUGGGCUGGCCAUGUACAACACAGACGAAUCCAUUCGCGCUUUCGCGCAGUCGUCGUUCGCAUAUGCCUACGAGAAGAAAUGGCCUCUGUAUCUGAGCACCAAGAACACCAUCCUGAAGAAGUAUGACGGCAGGUUCGAAGACAUAUUCCAGCAGGUGUACGAGAGGAAUUGGAAGGACAAGUUCCUCCAGGCGGGGAUCAGUUACGAGCAUAGGUUGAUUGAUGACAUGGUGGCGCAGACCUUGAAGAGCAAGGGGGGGUACGUGUGGGCUUGUAAGAACUACGAUGGGGACGUGCAGUCGGACAUGCUGGCGCAGGGGUACGGGUCGCUAGGAAUGAUGACUAGCGUGCUGGUGUGUCCCGAUGGGAAAACCAUAGAGGCGGAAGCGGCCCAUGGGACGAUAACAAGGCACUACAGGGCCCACCAGAAGGGAGAGGAGACCAGUAGCAACAGUGUGGCCUCAAUCUUUGCGUGGACGAGGGGUCUGGCACAAAGGGCCAAGCUGGAUGGGAACCGACGGCUGGCGGACUUCUGCUCUGUGUUGGAGAAGGCAUGCAUAGACACCGUCGAAGCAGGCAAAGUCACCAAAGAUCUGGCCUUGCUAAUCCAUGGUGGCAAGGUCGCCAAGAAGGACUACUUGAAUACAGAGGGGUUCAUCGAUGCCAUUGCAGAAGCUCUACGGGCCAGCCUCAACAUUGGCUGAACUUUUCUCGCCUAAGAGCCUAGCUUUUCUUCUGCCUUCUACGGUUCUACCGUCUACGCUUGUAUGCCCCCCUUGUUCCUGUGGCCCUCCUGCAGUGCGAGAGAGCAAGCAUUAGCCGCUCCCUGUGUUCCUGUUAGUUAUUGUGUGUCCUUACAUAUCACAUAACGAAGUGUCCACUGGGACAGGGCACGGUCUGGAGAGGGGGUCUAAACUCCACAUCAGGCUGACUACUCCUCCUUCCCUCCCUCCCUCCCUCCCUCCCUCCCUCCCUUUGUGUCUCCACACCUCCCCUUUGAGUCCCUUGGCCGACCUAAGGCCACCUGCGCCAGGGGCAAACACCAGCUUGACAUCCCUGUUGGGUAGCGCCUGCCUCAGCGUCCUGACGGAGGUUGAUUCCAGCGAACCAAUGCCCAACACCAUCACAUUGAUUCCGAUCCAUCCAUUGACCCCUCCCUUCACCCUCAACUCACUGCCCAACCACCCUCGCUCCCUUCCCUUCACUUUCCCUGUGGUCGAACACCCACCCAGGCCCUCAAUGAGCAUCUAUUGUCCCUCCCCCUCUUCUGCAGUGCAGGCAAUGCCCCCAAGGAGACGAGGAGGAACCAGCGACGAACAAGCAAAGACAGGAACUCCGCAACAUACAGAAGCAACAGCGAGACGGAGGUAAUGGACCUGCUAGGAAAUCAGGCUUUAUCAGGCGGCCAGAGUAAAGGCUGAAGAUGCAG